CUUCAGGUGGGGCAGUUCCUGAGGGUGGGGAUCUGAAAUGUUGGGGUAUCUCGGGUCCUCUGGGCUGUGGGGGGGGCUCUGAAAGGCAGGUGUCCAGGUGGUGGGUCCUGAAUAGGAGAUGCCGGGAAGGGUCUCUGGGUGUCUGUGGGUGGUAUACCCCGGGGGAUGGGAAGGCCAGGGCUCAGGGCUGCAGUCUCAGACCCGGGUGAAGCAGUGUCCUUGUCCCAGGGGCUGCUGCUGUUGAUGCUGCUGAGCAUGGGCAGGACAUGGGCAUCCAAGGAGCCGCUUCGGCCACGGUGCCGCCCCAUCAAUGCCACCCUGGCUGUCGAGAAGGAGGGCUGCCCCGUGUGCGUCACCGUCAACACCACCAUCUGUGCCGGCUACUGCCCCACCAUGACGCGCGUGCUGCAGUCGGUCCUGCCGCCCCUGCCUCAGGUGGUAUGCACCUACCGCGACGUGCGCUUCGAGUCUAUCUGGCUCCCUGGCUGCCCGCGUGGUGUGGACCCCGUGGUCUCCUACGCCGUGGCUCUCAGCUGUCACUGUGGACUCUGCCGCCGCAGCACCUCUGACUGUGGGGGUCCCAAGGACCACCCCUUGACCUGUGACCACCCCCAACUCCCAGGCCUCCUCUUCCUCUAAAGACCCUCCCUGCAGCCUUCCAAGUCCAUCCCGACUCCUGGAGCCCUCAGAUACCCCGUUCCUCCCACAAUAAAAGCUUCUCAAUCCGC
Molecule: messenger RNA, 728 nt
Organism: Pongo pygmaeus (Bornean orangutan)
Lineage: Eukaryota; Metazoa; Chordata; Mammalia; Primates; Hominidae
Gene: LHB
Product: luteinizing hormone subunit beta
Exons: 2
Coding region: 166-639 (157 amino acids)
Biological process (GO): G protein-coupled receptor signaling pathway
Cellular component (GO): cytoplasm; extracellular region
Molecular function (GO): hormone activity
Source: RefSeq, a predicted model, not a curated record